CAUUUGAAUUGCAUUGAAUGAUGGUGGCAAUGUACUGUAUUGUGAUUUUUUUUAUGUUCAAAUUGUUAAUUAAAAUAUAAACCUCUCUUCUAAUAUAGGGAGCUAAUAUUCUUCUUACUGAUCGAGGAGAUGUAAAAUUGGCUGAUUUUGGGGUUGCGGCUGAGAUCAGUGCCUCUGUUGCCAAGAGAAAGUCCUUCAUAGGAACUCCCUACUGGAUGGCCCCUGAGGUGGCAGCAGUGGAAAAGAAGGGCGGAUACAACCAUCUGUGUGAUAUCUGGGCAGUGGGCAUCACCGCCAUUGAGCUGGCAGAGCUACAGCCACCAAUGUUUGACCUUCAUCCCAUGCGUGCUCUGAUGCUGAUGUCUAAGAGCAGCUUCCAGCCUCCCAAACUAAAAGACAAGAGCAAAUGGCCUGCAGGGUUUCAUAGCUUUGUGAAGAUGUGUUUAAUCAAAAGUCCUCGCAAGAGGCCGACAGCAGAAACUCUUCUCCAGCACCCCUUUGUAACACAGUUACUCACCAGAAAACUGAUGAUUGAGCUGCUGGACAUGGCAAGUAACCCGGACCAACAUCAUCCACUGAGUCCUGAAGAGAAUGAAGAGGCAAGUUAUACAGCCCCAGAUACAAUCCCGUCCAAAGGGAAACAUAUGCGGGUGGAAAGAAGUUUAUCAGAAGAACGAUUUGACCAGGUUAAAUUUACCCCUCCCAGGAGAAAAGAGACCGAACCCUAUCCUGACUUGGGAUCGUGUGAUGAUUGGAGCAUAUCUGGAGAUGAACCAGAGUCACCGGGUCUUUUUGAAAGAGUGGAGGAGGAGUUACAGCAUAGAAGCUUGACAGUAAAAAGACACUCAUAUUUUGAGUGGAGUAAGAGGAAAAGUGGGCUGUUCAGCCCACCACCUGUCUCUUCAACAACAUCACUUCCUCCCAUGAGCUCUUUAGACUUAAAUCUGGAUGACAAGGACCUUACGCUUCGACCCAGUGCUACUCUAUGCCCUGAUACUGUAUUAAAUCCAAAAUCAGCGUUGUUGAGGUGUUCAGGCAGUCAGGAUGUGCGGCACUGGUACAGUGACCCUUAUGUUCCUGAUGGUAAUGACACACAGGACAAACAGAGGACUCUUACAAGGACUUUGAGCAGAGACACGGCUAUUUCUCCAGAGUGGAGCACCAUGAGGAAGAAAACAGAGGACUCAAGAGCAGAUUCUCACGGACUUCCUCCCACUCCCCAAGUCUAUAUGGGGGCCUGUUUUACUAAAGUCUUUAAUGGAUGUCCACUGAAAAUUCAUUGUGCAGAGACAUGGGUUUUGCCCAAAACAAGAGAUCAAUAUUUAAUUCUGGGUGCAGAGGAGGGUGUUUAUAUCCUUAACUUAAAUGAACUGCAUGAAGACACUUUAGAAAAGUUGCUUCCACAGAGAUGUACUUGGCUUUACGUCAUGAACAAUGUCUUAAUGUCCAUCUCUGGUAAAUCGUCUCAUCUCUACUCUCAUAGACUGACAGCUCUGUUUGAACAGCGAGGGCAUUUACAGAGGAAACAGGGUCACAUGUCCCUCGGCACCAACCGCUUCACAGAACGGAUCAUCCACAGGAAGUUUGCUGUGUCAGUGAAGAUUGCAGACACUAAGGGCAGUCGCAAGUGUAGCGUGGCUCGUAACCCAUACACAGACAGCACGUUCUUGUGUGCUGCAGUUCCCUCUGGUCUUGUACUACUGUUGUGGUAUGAACCGCUGCAGAAGUUCAUGCACCUCAAGCACAUUGCCGUGCCCCUACCGGACCCAUUGCCCAUCUUUGAGCUGCUGGUGUUAAUGACAGAUGAGCUUCCUCAGCUCUGUGUGGGUGUCCAGGAAAGCCUCCAACAGCAAAACGAUCGACAGCUAAAGUUUGACAUCAUCCAUCUGAACGGCACGCCAAACCCUCAGCAAGACAGUGAGACAAUAAGAGCUGUCCAAGUGACACAGCUGGACAGAGACACAGUGUUAAUUGCGCUGGAAAAAACAGUGAAAAUUGUCAAUAUGCAGGGGGUCCCCAGCAAGGAGUUAGCAUCCGAACUGGAGUUUGACUUCCCUAUUGAAACUUUAGUUUGUUUAGAAGAAAGUGUUAUAGCUUUCUGGAAACAUGGGCUUAAAGGACUUAAUCUUCACAACUGUGAGAUAACACAGGAAAUCACAGACACAAGCCGUCAGUUCAAAGUUUUAGGCACGCACAGAGACAUUGUUUUGCAAAGCACCCCAACUGAAAACCCUUCAGCCACUAGCAAUUUAUAUAUUUUAACAGGUCAUGAAAGCAGUUACUGAGGAAAGCCAGUGGUCGGAAACUGUAAAUAACAUGCAUGAUAACAUUAUGAGCAUUUGAGAGCCAGAAUGCAUGACAUCUUUUAAUACAGAGAC
Carassius auratus (goldfish) is the source of this 2378-nucleotide messenger RNA. RefSeq names its product mitogen-activated protein kinase kinase kinase kinase 3-like. Gene Ontology annotation, biological process: intracellular signal transduction; protein phosphorylation. Gene Ontology annotation, cellular component: cytoplasm. NCBI's taxonomy places the organism in Eukaryota, Metazoa, Chordata, Actinopteri, Cypriniformes, Cyprinidae. The transcript is spliced from 26 exons. Gene Ontology annotation, molecular function: MAP kinase kinase kinase kinase activity; ATP binding. The coding region runs from base 216 to 2285 and encodes 689 amino acids. The record is from RefSeq and is a predicted model, not a curated record.